AUGAGUUUUCCCAUUGCACCAGCUUUUAGCGCCCUCCGCCUGGCCAGACUUCGCGAUGUGCCUAGGAUUGCAACUGUUGCCACGGCGGGUUUUUACUAUUCUCCUGUUUUCCCCUGGGAGAGCCGUUUUCAUCGGGACUUUCCCACGGAUACCUUUCAAUCCUACGAGAAGAUGUUCGCCGAUACAAUCAUCAGCCCAGACUAUGCUACAUUAGUCGUUGAAGAUUCGUACGACCCAGCCGAGGCAGAAAAGACUGAAGCCACCAUCAAGCCUGAUGAGAAAAUUUCCGCUCCAAAGCUCCAAAAGCCGGAGACCGUGUUAUUAGACAAGAGCCCUUUCCAUGCCGAUAUGCUCGAUGAGAAGUGCGACGCGGCCGAGGAGAAGUACUUCGAAGGCCACCAACUUGUGGACAUGGUCGUGGUCCAUCCUGCGUAUUGGAGGCGGGGCCAUGGAACAUCUCUUGUAAAAUGGGGCAAGGCCCUGGCAGACGUGGAUAGGGUUAAUCAGGGUGUCAUUGCGGCGGACAUGGGAGAGAAGCUAUACACCUCUUUGGGUUAUGGAAAACUAGAUGAUGUGAGGGCUGUGUCUGAGGAUGGGCCCCCACCACAUGAGGUCCAGGUCGGUGUCCUGCGAUACUCUGGUCCUUGGUCGGCGAGGGCCGAGUUGUAA
This is a messenger RNA of Clonostachys solani, 669 nucleotides long. The record is from the annotation of a GenBank genome assembly. Lineage: Eukaryota; Fungi; Ascomycota; Sordariomycetes; Hypocreales; Bionectriaceae.